AUCGCGUUGUAAGAGCGCUCGGCUUUUAGACCGGCCGGGGACCUUGUUCUUGGGAAGAGGAAACGGGCUUUAUCUGGACUAACCGGGGGGCGGGAGGAGACCCAUUCGCGGGGUCGCCAUGGAGGUGAGCGCGGCGCGGACGUCGUCGAGCGACAUCGCGGACCUGAAUAGCCAAGACGCCCAGACGGUGUGCGAAGCGCUGGGCCGCUACGAAGAAACGCUUCGCGGCGCGGUUAAAGAGAUCCACGUGGAUAUCCAGGUCUUCAAGAACGGCGUGGACCGACAGGUGGCCGAAGUGCUGCGCUUGGCCAACCCGCUGGCCAGCACCGUGGCCGAGCUCCAACAAGAGAACCAGCAGUUGCGGACGCAGGUCGAGCAUUUAACGCAGCAGGUGGAGCUCCUCAGCCGGGCAGCCGGACUCCCGGACGUCUUGAUCUCCAAGCCGGCAUCUCCGACGGCGUUCGCGGCAUCGCCGAAGCUGGGCAGCAGCAACAGCAACAACAGCCGCUUUGCCAGCCACGCUAGACUGUCCCUUUCCAGCAAGAGUCAGAGUUUGGACAUUGAGGACGAAAAGAACUUUAUGAGCAAAAGAACUCCUGAUUCAGGCAUAACUGAGAAUGGGCAUCAGUUGUCAGGAGAUUCUCCUCUUGAGGCACAUGCUCCAGCCAUGUCUUUGCGGAUGCCCCACCAGCCUGUUACUGCAGUAACUAGAGUAUCGGAAACGUUUUCAGGAGAAACAGUUGGAUCGCCAACUGUGCCAAACUCUCCCGGCGGGCAGCAGAGCAAUGCUCAUAAUGAAACUGUGUCCAAAACAUUGAUUCAAGCAGAAAAAGAGGUGAAAGGUGCUAGCAGUUCAACCGUGAACACUGCGAAGAACUGGAGCAUGAGUUCAGUGAGGACAACAAAUGCAUCCUUCACUUCAGAUAAAUUUUCUUCGGGGACAAAAUCCACAUCGACUGUAAACUAUGGAAGCCAAUCUAGUGAAAGUUUCGCCACAAGCCAACAAACCCAGGCUUCAAAGUCUCACUCUUCACCGACUUCGGUCCAUCGACAAGUGGAAAAGCGAAGGGAGCUGGUGAGAUCUCAAACUCUUCCCCGGACCUCAGAGACUCAGUCUAGGAGAGCCCUCUUUGAGAAGUUCGAGCAGGAUACUGGAAAGGGGAAGAAUGUAGGCCGGACCAAACUCAAGAGAUCCCAGAGUUUUGCAGUUGCCAGUGCCAGCAGCAUCAAGCAAAUCCUCUUGGAAUGGUGCCGGUCCAAAACUAUUGGCUACAAGCACAUAGAUCUGCAGAACUUCUCCUCUAGCUGGAGUGAUGGGAUGGCUUUCUGUGCACUGGUACACUCCUUCUUCCCUGAAGCAUUUGAAUACCACACAUUGGACCCCACCAAGCGCAAGGAGAACUUCGAAUUGGCAUUCACAACAGCUGAAAAAAUGGCCAACUGUGACCGUUUGAUUGAAGUGGAGGACAUGAUGCUGAUGGGCCGCAAACCAGACCCCAUGUGUGUCUUCACAUAUGUGCAGUCUCUCUACAACCAUCUUCGGCGCUUUGAAUGAAUCCAGGAAGCCGUGACUCGUUAGAAUGGGACUGCUCCACAGCUGCUUUUGUGCUAAUGUUUGGUGCUGCUACACAGCUGCUUGCAUCCCUGCAGAGGGAAGUCCCAGGCCGCUGGACACAGCCACAAGCCAAAGAGAAAGAAAAGAUAAAAACAGCCAAGGUCCCAGGGCAGCUAGAGCUCUUGCUGAAAAAAAAAAGAUAGAAGGCCAGCAGGUCCUUCCUUGUUCUCUCUAGGCAGCUGUGAAUAGAGAUUCUUGUUCCAAGAAUUUCCUUUUAACUACAUGUGCAAGCUGAUUUGACCAAAUUGACCUAGAGGGAUAAUUCAAGCCUGAUCUCUUCUCCUCUUCCCUCCUUUCUUCCAUAGAUGUCUCUCAAAACUCUGUGUGCUAUGUCUAUCAUUUGUGGGCAGCUAUGCUAUUAGUUGCUUUGUAUUAUACCCCCCUUCUUUCCCCUGAUUCCAUUUCCUUAUGCUCUGGAAUUCCUGGGAUAGAUUAAUGCAUAGAGACAGAUUCCAGUGUGGAUAAUUUGAAGGCUAACGUGCAAAUUCUCCUGAUCACAAGGGCUUCUUGCAUACUUUUAGAACUCUGUGUGUUUCCAAAGGCUGCAGUAUUGAAACCUGUUUUCCUUCAGACCACAAGACUUGCUUGUACAUUAAAAAAAAAUGCUCUUGCAAUAAUGGAGUCUAUUAACCUACAUGCCCACAACUGACACUUCACCACAAUUUGCUCCAGCAUUACUUUCCCCCCAAUAUCUGCUAAUCUGUCCCCGAAAGCUGCAUGCUGAAUCCUGCUUUGGACCUACCUGAAACUGAGCUCAGUAAAAAAAAAAAUGACUCAGACAGGCGAUGUUAUCUGAUACUGAAGCAGGUAUUGGCAACCAUGUGCGGGUUAUCAGAUUUAGCAUUUGGGGAGGGGGAGGUUUAGGGAAAAGAAAAUCCACAUGAAAUGUGCAGAGAAAGGCAACAAAAAAGGGACAAAUGGGGCAGAAAGGCCACAAAAAAAGGUAUGAGGUCGUGAGGCUAUCUGGCUGGAGGAGAACAUAUAUAUUAUUUUUCCGAGUUGUGUGGAGGAGUUUUUUUUUUUUUAAACCUAUAUGAAACCUGUUACAGGUAUACAUUAUGAUGAAGUAGGAGCGGGCUCUGGGGGAGGCAGAAAUGAGAGUUGUGGGAUGCAUAACCCGAACCUUGAAGUUGCUACAAAAAAACUAUAUGAAACCUGUUAUAGGUGUACAUUAUGAUGCAGUAGGAGUGGGCUCUGGGGGAGGCAGAAAUGAGAGUUGUGGGAUGCAUAACCCUGAACCUUGAAGUUGCUCACUCCUGCAACAGAGCAAAAAUACUUACCCCAAAUAGCUACGGUGAUGCACAGGGACUGUGUGGAGAGACUCUUAUGGGCAGAUUGUUGAAAUUCUGCAUAAUACUUGCAUACCUUAAGUCUUCUGGUCUUGAAGGAAUGAGGAGAAUUUGCUCUUUAUGAGAUACAUCAAAUUCCCAGGAGGUGAUUGCCAGAAAGGAGACUGAUUACAGCAAGAGCACCACUGAAUCCAAAAUGUUUGUCCAAAAUAUUUGAAGUACCUGGUGCCAGAUACAUCAGUCCUGGUGCAUGUUGACUGAGAAAUUUGGAUGGUGCCAGAUUGGUAAGAAUCAUUCUAGAAGCAUUUGCUCUGGUAUGUGGGAGAAUUGUGCUCAGUAAAAUAAGGAAGAGGCUUCCAGAUCUUCCAAAACCACCGUGGCUCAAAUGGAGUCAUGGUGCAGAUUAGCCUGGGCUGGAAAAAGUGUUUACAUCCACCCAUAAGAAAUUAUGCUGCACUUAGACACACCAUUAGAGAAAUAGCCAGCUAAGGUGCAGCACGCUUCUAAUCUCAGUUUUGGAAUUUUCAUAUCUUGAAGCUAUUUUGAAAAUGGUCUCAAGUAUUACACAAGAUUUUGCAUGAAAGCAAGUUGCCUAAUAUCAGCAUAAUCUGCUUUAUAUGUGUGACCCUGCUGGCCACUUGUUAAAGAGUUAAAUACGUAGUUCUGUAUUCUGGGGAAAUUAAUUUUGGCUCAAACAUUAUUUGGAUUUGGGCUCAAACUCCUCUAAACCCACUAUUGACUAGGCUAAAUUAUUUACACAAUAUUUUAAUUUCCUCUUGAUUCAGUUAACUGUGUUGUAUGAUUAGGGACAGUGUGACCUGAAUCCUAGGGUCAUGCAAUUUUCUAAACACAAAAUCCAGAUUAACAAAACCCAAUUGCUGGGUUCACAUAGCAUCUUUUGCAUGAAGAAACCAAACUUUGAUUAGGUUGAUGGCCUGAUUCAUAGAAAAUGUAAGAUAAGCACAUUUAAUUUAGCUUCAUCUACCAUGUUCAAUCAUGUAUGCUUGUGUAUGUUUGGAGUAGGGUGUAUGUCAUAAGUCAUGACUUUAUUCAAAUGAAGAAAAUAAUAUCAAUUGGAUAUGACUGACAGAUUAUGGAAUUUGCACCAUUUGUAUAAUGUCAGUGGGUAUGUCCCAUCAUCCUGAUUUUUACAGACAUCUAUGUAAUCACAGCCACUUGGCUAUCCUGAAGCAGCAGGAAUAGGCAUAUGUGUGUUUUGGGGUGAAUUAGUGCUUUUUAGCUGUCUGGCACACACAGUUCUGCUACUACAGACCGUCAUCAACUUCUUGCCAAGUCAAUAGCUUGCUCAGAGUGGUUUCCUGCCUUGGGGCUGUACUGAUGGCCACUAUAAAACAAAUAAAAUAAAGGCAGCUUUG
Thamnophis sirtalis is the source of this 4280-nucleotide messenger RNA. RefSeq names its product smoothelin like 2 (gene SMTNL2). Lineage: Eukaryota; Metazoa; Chordata; Lepidosauria; Squamata; Natricidae. Gene Ontology annotation, molecular function: protein binding. The record is from RefSeq and is a predicted model, not a curated record.